Messenger RNA from Pseudogymnoascus destructans, 3514 nucleotides. RefSeq lists its product as uncharacterized. The transcript is spliced from 3 exons. Gene Ontology annotation, biological process: iron-sulfur cluster assembly. The record is from RefSeq and is a predicted model, not a curated record. Lineage: Eukaryota; Fungi; Ascomycota; Leotiomycetes; Thelebolales; Thelebolaceae. Gene Ontology annotation, cellular component: cytosolic [4Fe-4S] assembly targeting complex. The coding region runs from base 434 to 3514 and encodes 1026 amino acids.
CCCAAUUCUCACAUCGUCUCGGCGACAACCCCUCCCCUCACCGCCCACUCCAUCAGGCAUAGCGCCGGCAGUAACAACCCCCGCCCCACUAAUCCACCAUCUUCCCGCCAUCACUCCGAUUUCUUAACAACCGCAUUGCAACUGCCUUUUUGCUUGUCACCUCCACCAACAAUCAAGAUGGAGGACUCGCUCACGGCAACGGCGUAUUUGUUGGCGCCUGAGGGGCCUAGGAGGAUGGAGAUUGUGGAUAGUGUUGUUAAAGGACUCGAAGAUGGGAGUACCAAACUAGGAGAUGUCGUGCUCUCACUGCAUGAUCCGUUAUUCGGGAACGACGACGAGCAGAAGACAUUAAGUACGUCGUCCACCCGCCCCCCCUUACCCGGCACAAACGAUGAUCUGAAAUUGGGCAAUGCGAAGCUGACAACUAAUAGCCAUGGAGUACGUAGCAGCCAUCCUGCGCGGGCUCAAACCCGACGCCCUGAUGCGAUCGAAUGUGCGACUCCUCUUCAAUUUCGUCGAGACACGCCUCGGCCUCGACCCGAGCGGCUUCAAAGAGACCGUGCAAUCCCUUCGCUACCUGGUGGCGAUGUUGCGCUUUGAGGCCGCUCGUGGGGCGACGCUGCCCUCGCUGGUUUUCAACGUCGCCCAGGGAAACUUCGCCAAGAUGCCGGUGAUGACACGAUUCGAAGUGUAUAAUCUGCUUAAUGAGCUGCUGAGCGUGCGCCGCGAUACGAUGAAGGAGACUGGUGUGGAUUUCAUUAAUAUUCUGAUUGAGUUGUCGGCGAGCGAGAGGGAUCCGAGGAACUUGAUGCUCAUCUUCUCGAUGGUGGAGGUGAUACUGGCGGAGUGGGAUAUCGAUGAUAUCGAUAAUCUCAAGGAGGAUCUUUAUGACAUGCUCUCGCGGUACUUUCCGAUUACCUUUUCGGCGAAGAAGAGUGAUCCCGCCAGCAUCGAUCCACCGGAGCUCGUCGUGCGAUUAAGGAAAUGCUUCGCAGCGUAUAGCGGGUUCGCUCCGUCGAUAUUCCCGAACCUCAUCCAACGCCUCGACGACCCGAAUCGUCUGAACGCCAAAGCGGACGUCCUCCUAACCAUGAAAGCGUGCAUCGAACGCUACCACCCAACCACCGUCUCCAAAUGGAGCAGCCCCCUUUGGGACGCGCUGAAAUACGAAAUUUUUAACUCAAGCGAUGACUCGCAAGCCCCUAAAGCCCUGGACGUCCUCGGCGCCAUCGCUACCCGCCUCUCAGGUGACCUCGUCAUCCAGAACCUCGUCGGCACCGUCCUGCAGGAAUACGUAACCGCCAUUGUCGAUGAGUGCAUGACGCGCCUGCGCGAGAAUGGCCCAAAGUACUCCGCCAGCGCCGGCGCGAUCAUGGCAUCUAUCAUUGCCGCGUCGCCAUUCGCGUAUCAUCUCGUCAUGCGCGCCGCGCUGCCGGAGCUGUUGAAAGAGUUUGGCGGGAGGGAUGCGAGUGUAGCCGACAAGCGUGCGGUGGUCGAGACGAUCAAUUUGCUUCUUGAUGGCAAAUUUGAGGCGUUGAGACGACAGGAUAAGUGGGAGUUCAGCUCCGUGGGGAUCAUUGACGGCAUCAGCUCUGACGCUGACCGCGCGUCGGAGGCUGGAGGGGACGUAGGCGUUUCGAACAAGGGACUUGGAUACUACCGCGACGAGCUGACGGCGAUGUAUAUGGGUGUCGCCAGGGAUACCCAGUGCGAUGACAAGCAGUUCCGUGUUGCGGCCAUGCAGGGCCUAGCGAAACUGCUGAGGCUGCCGCAGUUCCUGGAGAAGGGGAGUUUGGACUCGUAUGUCCAGUUUUUGGCCGGCGUUGUGCUCGAGACGGCGGAUGUGAAGGAGCCGGUGAGAAAAGAGGCAAUCAAGGCGCUGCAGGAGUGCGCGGUGGCAUAUACCAGUUUGGUUACUGAGCAGGCGUUCCCCGUGCUCCUGGCUGCGCUGCCGGAUGUUUUGGAAGGCGGGGAGACAGUUGCGGACAAACUCGCUGUGCUUCAGGCCCUGGGAGAUAUUGGGUCUAGGGGACGAGUUAUGGACACGCUCCUGCGGAGAUUGUUAAGCAAAUUGGAUAUCGUCGUUCGUGCGAACGAGACACAGAAGUAUGGACACCUGGUGCUUGCAGGGAUCUUAUACGCGGUCGAGCAGAGGCAGGCGCAGAGUGAGAAUGGUGAGGUCGCGAUGAGAGAUGAGGAGGGCUAUCGCAGUCUUGUUGAUGAACUACUCCGUCGCACUGCAGCGCUCAAGGUGAAUGCGAAGAAGUGGUAUGUCGGGACCCGUGAUUUGGAGACCGCAGGUGGCAAGGCGCAGCCUGAUGACACGUUUCUGGAGGUCGUGGGGAGAAUCAUCAUGGCUGCCACUUCCGGUAUGGGCUUUGAUGAGCAGUAUUGGAUCUUUGAGAGAGCAUUUGCUUUGAGCGUCGCGUACGAUGACUUCACCGCCGCCUGCGUCGCCGUGACUUCACCGGACGACCUCCCCGACGACGACCUCUCCGCCACCACCGACAUAUCAAAGCGUGUGGACAUCCUCGACGCGCAGUUGGACCUUCUGUCCGGCCCCGCCGAUAAACUUCACGUUCUCACCCUGACUAAGUACAUCCUCGCCACCCUCCGCCGUGACAACCGCAUCACCAAACCCGCCGCCGUCAUCGUCACCGGCCCACCACCAGCAACUCUUCCCGUCAAAAAGCGAAUCCUCACCAUCAACACCACCGCCGCCGCCACAAACCUCAUCACCUACCUCACCACCACCGCCUGCACCCCCUCCCUCCGCUCUACCCUCCUCGACAUCCUCUCCCUCCUGAUCAACAAAUUCGCGGCCCUCACUCCGGCUGUAACAGCACAACUUCUGGGUCGCUUCACUACCCUCCCCACGCUGCCGGCGCAGGAAGCGAAGUUAACGAUCCAGACUUUGACGACAUGCACGCAUGCCUCCCUCCUCGCCGGGCUUCCUGUGGCUACACAACUAUCCACCGCUCUCCUAACCGCGCUCUCCCUCCCCGCUCCAACGGGUCAGUUAGCCGCACAAGCAUUCACCCACCUCCUCGCCCCCUCACCCCUCCUCACGCGUCGACAACACGCUCUCAUCCGCCCUCUCGCGCAACAGCGACUUUUCCACACCGCUGUCCCGGAACUUCUGUCCACUUUCUCCUCUACCAGCACGUCGGGGCCAACAAAGACGAAUGUUCUGGUUGCGCUAUCAGGCCUCCUAGCCCACGCACCAGAAGAGUAUAUCACGCCUUUCAUCCCAUCCCUCAUCCCUCCACUCCUGCAAUCCCUUGAUUCCUCCCCCGCGUCCACAAAAAAGGCAUCCAUUGCAGUUCUGCGCUCCGCUGCAACGAGUAGCCCAAGGGCGCUACAAGAGCACGAUGCAGCGCUGGUGAAGAGGUUGUUGGCGUGUGCUACCGGAACGGAAAGCAGGGAAGUGAAGGUGCGCGCGCUGGAGUGCCUUGAGAUUUUGCCAAAGGUGUGGGAGGUUGCUGUUGUGGUCAGGUUGAGGGGGGGGUGGUGA